Panicum virgatum (switchgrass) is the source of this 1055-nucleotide messenger RNA. Its product is annotated as leucine-rich repeat extensin-like protein 3. The record is from RefSeq and is a predicted model, not a curated record. Lineage: Eukaryota; Viridiplantae; Streptophyta; Magnoliopsida; Poales; Poaceae. Bases 160 to 738 code for a protein of 192 amino acids. The transcript has 4 exons.
ACUGCCUUGUCUGCAAUGGUGUCUGGGGCUUUUCCCACGAGCGCCCCUCUCUCGCUCUCCUCCCCAGGCCACUAGACGCCGCGCUCCGCUGCGCCGCCUCCGCCUCCGCCUCCGCCUGCCCCCAACCCAACCCUAGCUCCUGCUCGAGCUCAGGGCGAGAUGGGGUCCUCGUCCUCGCCGUCACCGCCGCCGCCGCCCAUGAUCGGGAGGGCCGGGAACCUCACCGUCUUCAUCACGCCGCCGUCUCCCGCGAGCACGCCGCGGGGCGCGUCGCGCACCCCGCCGCCCGAGUCCCCGCGCUCGGAUUUCUCCACGCCGACCCCGCAGAGGGCGGCCCCGUCGCCCACGCCGACCCCGCAGAGGGCGGCCCCGUCGCCCACGCCGCGGAAGCCCGCGAGCCCGGUCGCGGCGCCCGCGGUGGUGUUCACCCCGCCCCCGCCGCCGGCUCCCGUUAAGGUCCCGCCGCCGCCGGUGCAGGUGCCGCCGCCGCAGUACGAGAAGGCGUCCGCGGGUGGCAAGCACGACGGAUCGGCGUUCGGCUUCUUCUGGGACGCCGUCGCGCGCGUCCAGGAAGCGCACGCGAGCCUCGAUGAGUACGUGGCGAACUGGUUCGGGUUGGAUCAGUCCAAGUACCAGUGGGCGCUCAAUGACUACUACGAGGCUACCGGCAAGGAAAUGGAUUAUGUAAAAGGUGGCAAGCCGAAGGAGCUUACUACUACUAAAGUGCAAAAGGUCUGAAAGCAACUUCAUUUUGCGUUGAAGAUGUGUAGUUAGCAGCGUAUGUAUGGGGAAGCAUGUUCCAUUUGUUGCAUUUUGGUGGGGGCCUGAAGGGUGGUCGUCUCUACUGUCGAAAAACAACCCUCAGGUGUAUGGUCUGUACCGCCCGCGCACCAGACAUCUGGAGGCCGCAGCUGAAUCAAGGAGGGGGUGCUGAAGUCGUUUUGUUCCGCCGUUCAGGAUCUGCUGUAAUCCUAAGGUUAUCUCAAAACAGAAAAUCGGUCGUAUUUGAAAUGGCUAAUAGUAUUUCUAUAAGCUGCCUGUGUUGUUUACCGCCA